CAGCGGAAAAGCAUUAUGAAGGCGGGACUGGGAAAGCUUUUUUAACCUGGACGCCCCCUGGUUGCUUUGGUAACGCGGCCUAGGCUCAAUCCGAGUUGAAUCGUUGCGAUAAUUCACCAUCCGUCGCCCCUUUAUCGCCGGCUGUUAUCUGCGGCUGCUCUGGUUUGCACUCUUCUGGUUCUGUACGGAAGCAAUCGUUAACGGUAAAGCAUGGCGGUUCAGGAGUCCCGGCCGAAUAACACGAUCUACAUCAACAACCUGAACGAGAAGAUCAAGAAGGAUGAGUUGAAGAAGUCUCUCUACGCCAUAUUCUCCCAGUUCGGGCAGAUCCUGGACAUCCUGGUUUCCCGCAGUCUGAAGAUGAGGGGUCAGGCUUUCGUCAUCUUCAAGGAAGCAAGCAGUGGAACCAACGCCUUGCGCUCCAUGCAGGGCUUCCCCUUCUACGACAAGCCCAUGAGAAUCCAGUACGCAAAGACCGACUCUGACAUCAUCGCCAAAAUGAAGGGCACCUUCGUGGAGAGAGACAGAAAGCGACAGGAGAAGAGGAAGGUUAAAGGGCAGGAAGCUGCAGCGAAGAAGCCUGUGCCGGGAGCUCCCGUGGUGACCGGCGUGCCGGGCCAGAUGCCGGGCAUGCAGGCUAUUCCGGGGAUGACGCAGGCUCCUCGUAUGAUGCACAUGGCCGGGCAGAACCCUUACAUGCACCAUCCGGGCAUGAUGCCCCCGCCGGGAAUUGCCCCGGGACAAAUCCCCCCUGGUGGAAUGCCGCAGAUGAUGCCGGGGCAGAUGGCGCCAAUGCAGCCGAUCUCGGAGAAUCCUCCCAACCACAUCCUCUUCCUCACCAACCUUCCCGAGGAGACCAACGAGCUCAUGCUGUCCAUGUUGUUCAACCAGUUCCCCGGCUUCAAAGAGGUCCGCCUGGUCCCGGGUCGGCACGACAUCGCCUUCGUGGAGUUUGACAACGAGGUCCAAGCGGGAGCGGCUCGCGAGUCUCUCCAAGGAUUUAAGAUCACGCAGAGCAACUCGAUGAAGAUUUCCUUCGCCAAAAAGUAGUGGGGCGCCGGCGCCUCGCUCCCGCCGCCAAAACAAACUGUUUCCUGUAUAUUUUUACGCUUUAUUUUAUUUUUUUAUAAUAAACUGCUGUUGCCCCCGUUGCCGGUGGUGAGUAUGAACCGUUUGUUUUUACGUGUGGAAGCAUUGCACCCAGCGUCUGGCGCUCAGACAUUGUACCUGGAGCUCUUCAAUAAAACUCUUUAACACCA
Messenger RNA from Spea bombifrons (plains spadefoot toad), 1259 nucleotides. It is a transcript of the gene SNRPA, whose product is annotated as small nuclear ribonucleoprotein polypeptide A. The record is from RefSeq and is a predicted model, not a curated record. Gene Ontology annotation, molecular function: U1 snRNA binding. The coding region runs from base 211 to 1050 and encodes 279 amino acids. Gene Ontology annotation, biological process: mRNA splicing, via spliceosome. The transcript has 7 exons. NCBI's taxonomy places the organism in Eukaryota, Metazoa, Chordata, Amphibia, Anura, Pelobatidae. Gene Ontology annotation, cellular component: U1 snRNP.